Galeopterus variegatus (Sunda flying lemur) is the source of this 1710-nucleotide messenger RNA. RefSeq names its product solute carrier family 22 member 6-like. Lineage: Eukaryota; Metazoa; Chordata; Mammalia; Dermoptera; Cynocephalidae. The record is from RefSeq and is a predicted model, not a curated record. The transcript is spliced from 13 exons.
AUGGGAACCAGGGCCAUGGACGUCAUCAAGAACCUUGCUGGCUCUCGUCUCUGCUUGUCUGUGCAUGCUGGGCAUGUCUACGGCACACAGGAUCCUUCUCAUGGUCUGGAGUGGGUGCCCAUCCAUGCACAGCCAGGUCUGGGCCUCCUAGUUGGAUUUGGCCCUAGCCUAGGCCAUUUCUUCCUGGUUGAUGUGACUUAUGCUGUGCCCUCCUGACGCCAUCUCCAGCUGUUCAUCUCUCCACCCCUCUUUGUCUUCUUCAUCUACUCCAGGUUCUUCACUGAGUCUGCCCUCUGGUGCUCCCCCUGUGGGAGGCUGGACCUCACCCUGAAGGCCCUGCAGAGAGUGGCCCGGAUGAAUGGGAAACAGGAAGAGGAUACCAAGCUGAGUAUGGAGGUGCUCCAGACCAUUCUGCAGAAGCACCUGACCAUGGGCCAAGCCCAUCCCCCCAUGUUGCAGCUGCUGCGCUCCCCUGCCGUUCACCACCUCUUCCGCCUCACACCACUGUGGUCUGCAUUCUUCUUCAGUUUCUAUGGCUUGGUCAUAAGUCUGCAAAGUCUGGGGAUCAACAUCUACUUAAUCCAGUUGCUGUCAGGGAUCUGCCUUCUGGCUUGUGCAAUAGUACCCCAGACCCAGUUACUCCUUCACAUCACAAUGGCCAUGUUAGGAAAAGGCUGCAUCACUGGCUCUAUAAACUGCAUCUAUGUGUACACAAGGGAGCUAUAUCCCACAGUAAUGCAGCAGAGGGGUAGGGGAAUGACAACAACUUUGGCCAAUGUAGGCAUCAUCCUGUGCCCACUGGUGGGCAUGACUGCUGCAUUCUACCCUUCCCUGCCUAUCUUCAUCUACAGUGUGGUCCCAGUGACUGUCAGAAUCAUCACUGUCCUCCUGCCAGAGACCCUGGGCGAGGCACUGCCCAACACAGUGUGGGACCUGGAGAGAAGGUGGAAAGAGAAACAGGGGCGACAGCAGCAGGAGCAGCAGCUGGUCCCACCCCAGGCUCACGUCCCUGGGCGUGACUCCGCUGUGCAGAGCCGGGGAGAAGCCUCGCGGGCCCGGACCUCAGGUCCCGCCCUAAGCCCCGUGGGCUGCAGCGCUUUCACGUGGGACCUAGACCGGGGCCCGGGCGCGUAUACCCUGUGGCGGACAGCUCGGGGGCCCAGUGUCAUUGACCAAGUCAAGCAGAGUGGACACAUCAAUCAGGUUUUUCCAGCUGCUUUUUGGCCACAGAGAUUUGAGCGGGAGGCAGGGGCCUCCAUAGCGCGGGGGCACGUCUCCUUCGUCGGGCGGGGACAGAGGACUCGCAGGGACGCCCUGUGCGAACGCAGCUCCUCUUCAGGGCCGGGUCCCACGGGGAGUCAAACUCGCCCAGGAGUCGUCGUCUCAGGUGCUGGCAGUCACCGCCCCCGGCCUGACCCCGGGCGCUACGUUGUCAACCGGAUUGGAGGUAUUUCUACCCCCCAUGUCAUUGAUGAAGAAACUGAGGCUGAGCAAAGAGGGGCACUGACUUGCUCGGCGCUGUUCAGCUACAAAAAGGAUGAGCUGGAUUUGCACCCUGGGCAGCCUCUCUGCUCCUCCACGUCAGCCACGUGUACGCGCACAAGUACACGCUGCCCCACGGCGCGCACGAGCCGCAGCCGCAAACCCACGACAGUCCAGCAGGGGGCGGCCCGAAUCCGCGCCCACGGGCAGGGACUGGUCGAGUUAUGA